CAGAACCAACCGGGAGGCGGAAGAUCAUGCCGACGCCUCAGGCAGAGACCCCCGAGGAGGCGGCAGCUCAGGCGGCGGCCGUGUCCAUCCAGGCCUGGUGGCGGGGCUCCCUGGUGCGCCGGGUGCUGCUGCACGCCGCGCUCACCGCCUGCACCAUCCAGCGCUGGUGGAGGCGGGUGCUGGCCGGUCGGCACGAGGAGGGGCGCUGGGCAGCCCUCCAGGAGUACUCGCGGAGGGAGUGGGCGGCCGUCAGGCUGCAGUCCUGGGUCCGCAUGUGGCGCGUCCGCCUCCGCUACUGCCGCGUCCUGCACGCCGCCCGCAUCAUCCAGCUGUACUGGCGCUGGCACAGCUGCCACACCAGGGGCUGCAUUCGGGGCAAUUACGACAUGAAAGAAAAGCAGCUGAACCUGCACCUCGAAAUCUCUUUGGGUUCGCAGGUUUACAAAAUACGUCAGUCCAUCCCUCUCCCAAUAAAGGACAGGUCAGAUCUAUAA
This is a messenger RNA of Myotis davidii, 494 nucleotides long. Its product is annotated as IQ domain-containing protein F5. The coding region runs from base 27 to 494 and encodes 155 amino acids. The transcript has a single exon. Gene Ontology annotation, molecular function: calmodulin binding. The record is from RefSeq and is a predicted model, not a curated record. NCBI's taxonomy places the organism in Eukaryota, Metazoa, Chordata, Mammalia, Chiroptera, Vespertilionidae.